CGGAGUUUCUGGUACCAAAGGUAACCAGGGCAUAGCAGGAGCUGAUGGCCUGCCGGGAGACAAAGGAGAACUGGGUCCUUUCGGCCCCCCUGGGCAAAAGGGAGAGUCUGGAAUAAGGGGAGAGAUGGGUCCCAAAGGAGUUCAAGGCCCCAACGGGACCUCUGGUGUGCCAGGAAUUCCAGGACAUCCAGGCAAGAUGGGUUUGCAAGGAGAACAAGGGGUGCCUGGGAUCACCGGAAAACCUGGUCCUCCAGGAAAAGAAGCUAGCGAACAGCACAUAAGGGAACUCUGUGGUGGAAUGAUCAGCGAGCAAAUUGCCCAGUUAGCUGCUAAUUUGAGAAAGCCCUUGGCUCCUGGACUCACAGGGCGGCCAGGGCCUGCUGGUCCCCCGGGACCCCCCGGGGCAACAGGAAGUGUUGGGCAUCCUGGGGCUCGUGGUCCACCUGGGUACAGAGGGCCACCAGGUGAUUUGGGAGACCCCGGUCCUCGAGGUGAUCUUGGUGAGAGAGGAGAUAAAGGUGCCAUCGGUAAAGGUAUAGAUGGACCCGAUGGGGAUCAAGGACCUCAAGGACCACCAGGUGUGCCCGGAACGAGUAAAGACGGUCGGGAUGGUGCUCCAGGUGAACCUGGAUUGCCAGGUGACCCUGGAAGGCCAGGUGCAAUUGGGGUUCAGGGAACUCCAGGAGUCUGUGAUACAUCUGCCUGCAUGGGAGCUGUUGGUAGUGGAGGAAAAUCCAAAAAGUCAUAAAGCUGCAUUUUUUAAAAAGUGGGAAAAGCGAACUGAAUAUUUAAGUGAAUAAUUGAUAACACGAAGACAGCAAUCUCCUCCUUGUGAAAAUGGCAAGAUGGUUCUCCAGCACAAAUGAAUACAAUGGAGUCUUUGAUGCUAUAAUUUAAUCUUGUGAAACAGGAAAACAUCAGAUGGAAACUUACCUGUAGUAUGUCCUCUUCCUGCCCAGUUUUCCCUACAGUCUCAGUUGCCCCAUGAAGAGUCACCUUGUUGUUCCUCAACUAUGCCAUCUUGUUCCUUUCCCUUUAACAUCAUCUCCUUAUCUAGGCUACAUUUUAUGGUGAUAUUUGUUACCCUUUGAUCCUGCACUAAUAGAUGUUAAUGGAAAACUCUGAUCUAAUGGUCCACUAGUGCCCCUGGUGCUGUGCAAAUAUAGCCCAAGUCAAGCACUAUGUGCAUAAUCCCCGACAAGUGACCAGUAAUGUCACUGAUUGUUUGGUCCAGGCAUGAGCAGGCAACCCCCGGUAUGCGUGCUGACAGUGGCACACCACAUCAUUUUCCUUGGCACCCAGGACCAGGUCUCCACCCAAGUAACUGAGGCCCUGGCAGUGGUGCUGGAGCCAGUGGUGCCAGAGAAGGCAACAGGCAUGGCUGAUGCCCAUCCUUGCCUUACAGACCUGCAUAGCCAUCUGCUGAGCACAAAUCAAAUCCCCAAAAUGCUCACAGCACAACUGGGUCUUGAUUUGCAGCAAGCACAUCUGGUCAAGAACAACCAAGGCUUGUUUUGUGGUGGUACUCACCAGGACUGAGUACCAACACCUUUGGUGGCUUUCACAAAUCCUGAGGGGGAAAUUGGUGGAAAUCAGUGCAACCAGCUGGAUCAGAGUAAACAAAUGUAAAAGUCAUGAAUUAAAUAAAAGUCAUGUGAGUAUAACUGUUUCCCCUGAAUGUUUAUACUCUGGGCACAAUCCAAAGGUAUAUUCUUUGACACCAAAUACCAGGGCUUUUUUUCAGCUGGAAUGCGGUGGAACGGAGUUCUG
Molecule: messenger RNA, 1770 nt
Organism: Eublepharis macularius
Lineage: Eukaryota; Metazoa; Chordata; Lepidosauria; Squamata; Eublepharidae
Gene: COL9A3
Product: collagen type IX alpha 3 chain
Exons: 8
Coding region: 125-748 (207 amino acids)
Source: RefSeq, a predicted model, not a curated record